Molecule: messenger RNA, 15494 nt
Organism: Doryrhamphus excisus (bluestripe pipefish)
Lineage: Eukaryota; Metazoa; Chordata; Actinopteri; Syngnathiformes; Syngnathidae
Gene: crtc1b
Product: CREB regulated transcription coactivator 1b
Biological process (GO): positive regulation of transcription by RNA polymerase II; protein homotetramerization
Cellular component (GO): nucleus; cytoplasm
Molecular function (GO): cAMP response element binding protein binding
Source: RefSeq, a predicted model, not a curated record
ACAUUCCAUUAAGAGAAGAGGGAAAGAUGGCGUCCUCGAACAAUCCUCGCAAAUUUAGCGAAAAAAUCGCUCUGCAUAACCAGAAACAGGCGGAAGAGACUGCGGCAUUUGAAGAAGUCAUGAAAGACCUGAACAUUACCAGAGCUGCGCGGUUGCAGUUAAAGAAGACCCAGUAUUUGCAACUAGGGCAGAAUCGUGGACAGUACUAUGGAGGCUCACUGCCCAAUGUCAAUCAGAUUGGAAAUGGCAACAUUGACCUGCCUUUUCAGAAUUCAGUGCUGGACACCAGUCGCACAACCAGGCACCAUGGUUUGGUGGAUCGCGUUUACCGUGAUCGGAAUCGCAUCACGUCUCCCCACCGUCGACCACUGUCGGUUGACAAACAUGGACGCCAGAUCGACAGCUGCCCCUACAGCUCAGUUUACCUCUCCCCACCGCCGGACACAAGCUGGAGAAGGACAAAUUCAGAUUCCGCCUUACACCAGAGCGCCAUGAAUCCUAAACCCCAAGAGGUGUUUGCUGGUGGAUCACAGGAGCUUCAGCCUAAACGAGUGCCUGGGACGGAGAGCUCGGAGACGAACGCUGACAAGGAAGCCCAGAAGCAGCUAUGGAACGACGAGAAGGGGGACUCGCCAAACCCCAACACAUGUGAUGUCCCGGGAAUCAAUAUAUUCCCAUCACCAGACCAGGAAUUGAACCCGUCGGUGCUGCCCGCUGCACACAACACAGGCGGCUCAUUGCCUGAUCUCACCAAUAUACAGUUCCCUCCCCCGCUGUCCACUCCACUAGACCCCGAAGACACGGUUUCCUUCCCGCCUCUCAGCUCGUCCAACAGCACAGGCAGCCUGACCACCAACCUCACUCACCUGGGCAUCAGUGCGGCCAGCCAUGGGAUCCCGACUUCCUCUCAACCCAACAUGACUGUAACAGAACAGCGCCGGCAGCCUCCUGUUGUGCCGCUUACUCUCACCACUGACCUCCAUCUUCAGAAAUCCACUCAGCAGCUCUCGCCCACCCUCUCCUCACCCGUUAACAUGACGCAGGUGUUGCCAACGCAACAACUGACCCUGGAGCAGCAGCUUGCCCAGUUCCCACUUUUUAACCAGCUCACAGCUCAGGUCCAGGCACAGCUGCUCAGCGACCUGCAGAAGCAGACGCCGCAGGGCAUUCAGCUCAUCACCCUGCCGACUCCUCCCUCCACCGGUACAGUCCCCGCCACUGCCAGCAGCCCCUCCCCAGACAGCCAGACCUCGGCCAGCAUCAGCUCGUACCGCAAUCAGACUGGCUCACCAGCCACUCAGUCUCCAACCUCCCCAGUCUCCAAUCAAGGCUUCUCCCCCGGCAGCUCUCCUCAACACAUUCCCGUGGUGGGCAGCAUAUUUGGUGACUCUUUCUACGAUCAGCAGGUGGCCUCCAGGCAGACCAAUGCUCUCUCUCACCAGUUGGAGCAGUUCAACAUGAUCGAGAACCCCAUCAGUUCCACCAACCUGUACACACAGUGCUCUACCCUCAACUAUACUCAAGCCGCCAUGAUGGGUCUGAGCGGGAGCAGCCUACAAGACUCCCAGCAGCUGGGCUACAGUAGCCAUGGCAACAUUCCCAACAUUAUCCUAACAGUCACAGGCGAGUCUCCGCCGAGCCUCUCCAAAGAGCUCACCAAUUCGCUGGCGGGCGUUGGCGACGUCAGCUUUGACGCAGACUCUCAGUUCCCCCUGGAUGAGCUCAAAAUCGACCCACUCACCCUGGACGGGCUGCACAUGCUCAACGACCCCGACAUGGUGCUAGCCGACCCCGCCACCGAAGACACGUUCAGGAUGGAUAGGCUGUGACGCCACACGCCGACUGAGCGCGGCGGCGAGCAACAACAAGACAAACACUGUAACUUGUGAAAGGAGAAUGAGAGAGCGAGAGAGCGAGACCAAGGGCAGGCUCGAACCCUCUCCCUCGUUGCAUGGCCAUCCAGCAGUCCGACCUCAGUCCUCGACUCCGUGUGAAAGCCCUUUUGACACAAUGAAGACAGCAGGGAUAAGGACCGUCCUGUGGCAUUCCGGGGAAUGGCCUUGCUGUCCUUUUAAAGAGAUUGGCCGCUCAGCGCUUUUUGCUAGCACGGCUGUGUUUACAGUGUACCAUUUAAAUACCACCAUAUAUAUAUAUUCCAAAAAUGCACAUUUCUUUUCAUAUCCACUUUAAUAUGUUUUUCUUUAUAUUUGCUUGUAGCAGGAAGCUGCAGAGACAUUGAACUGUAGGUAUCAAACCGGCCAUGUUAAAGGGAAAAAAAAAAAAAAACGUUGCAGGUUUUCCUGCCUGCAUUAAAACAAAUCGGGUAGUCUUGCAAAACAACAGCUGUCACACUCAAAGCUUUAUUUUUGACAACCAAAAUUUUUUUUUUCAUCAUGCACUGUAUGUUUUGAUGUUGUGUGUAUGUGUGUGUUGAUGUGUUCUGUUUUAUUUAUGAGGUCAAAUAUUUAUAUUCAAUUUCAUACGUUUGAUGCCAAAAUGCUUUCAGAAGGCAUGGUGUAAAAAAAAAAUUGCACUGAUGUUUUAUUUAUGAAUUAACCAAUGUAUUUAUUUUUUCACUUGUAUCUGUUGUAUCUCGUUUUAACGAAGGAGUGCAAAACCUCCCCAUAUAGUUGCUCUUCAGUGUUCGAUGUGCCAUAUUCAUUGCUGCAACCCGGAAGUGACAUUUGAAAUCCUACCUAGCGCUGAAAAAAAAAAUAUUCAGGCUCCAAAUGCAGGGUUGUUGGAUUUUUUUUUAAAUUUUUUUUAAUUUUUUUUUAAAUUUUUUUAAUUUUUUUUUAAAUUUUUUUGAUGAUCAGGUAUUACUACUGAACUGGAAAGCAUAAUUUAAUUUUACGCGAACAUCCUUCUAUGAGGAAGGAAGCAGUCAUUUUUAUUUAUUUUUAAAAAAUUUUUUUAACCGGGAAACGCUCAAAUCUUUAAAUCUUUUUGACGUCGUCACUGUGAAAUCACCUGAUUUUGCCUUACGUGAGUAUUCUACUGUUAAGUGUCUUUUUUCGUAACUUCCUGUGUAACAUUUUCUUGUAUUUUUAGACAGGCAUCUUUUUUUUUGUUGAUUCUGUUGUCUGACAAAUCAAUGUACUGUAUUUUUUGUAGCGGUACAUUUUCUAACCAAAUUAUUGAUGUUUUAUAAAGUGGGUGGAGGAUUUAAAAAAAAAAAAAAAUCUUAAUUAUGGUGUUAAAUGCGGAGGAGCGCAAAUAUGGGGAGGCUUUUUGCUCCUUGUGGAAGGGAAGCUCUAACAAAAAGCUGUUUUAACAUUUCCGCAGGAGGCAAACCAAAUCACGCCUCCCUUAAUAUGGGUGUUUUCAUACUAAUGUGCAAUUCCUACAACAUAUUUAUAUUACCUAUAUUCUUCACAUAGGGAAGGAACGUGGUCAGAAAAUAGAUAUAUUUAGCAUAUUUAGAUGAUGAAAUGUCAUUUUUCACAAGUUGCAACCAACCUGAACGGGCACUAAAAUCAAUCAGGGAUGUAGCAGAGUCUAAAAUUGUUUACAGAUGUUCCAAACAAAUGUUUACAAAAAGCUUCUCCGGUAACAUCGGUUCACACUUGAUCCAGAUUCAGCAGAAAACAACCCCCUUUGGUGGCCUUUUUGUCAGAGUUUCCCUCAGAGAUGCUUUAUUGCUGUGUGUGAUGUCGAAAGCUAUAUCGUAACGUGCGUGUGUGUAUACAGAUGAUGAUCAUUUGUGCUUAAUUGUUGUUGGGAUCGAGUCCCGGCUCCGUUGAGUUGGGGACUCGAUAUUUUGGUCGCUGACGACUUUUUAACUGUCGAGUUUCAGAAGCGUCGAUCUGCUGUAACGUCUACAUCCAAACUUCUUCUUUGCUUGACGUGUGGUUCCUAUGCAAGCGAAUUUAAAACGUAAGGCUUAAAGGAAAAAUCCACCCAGGGGUUCCCACAUGUGGUCUGGUACACGUUGGUUUGUAAAUACAAACCCUAAAAACAAAUCACUUAUCUUAUAUCCCAGACUACCUUUAGCCGUGUCCCGAUACAACCUUUUCCCUUCCGAUACGACACUGAUAUCAGCACAAAUCGUUCAUGCAGCGAAAUCCUUUUUCACGUCCAUCGGCGUUAGCAUGUUUAUGACGAUUUUCGCAAAAAUAUUGCCUCUGUUAAUUGACAUUUUCUGGUUAGCAUACAAUACGGCAAGUGUCUUAUCCAUGUUAUUGAUACACUCUGUGAUUCCAACUGUUUUUUUGUUUUUUUUUUCACAAAAAUGUCCUUGCUAGCAUUUUUUAGCUUGCUAACAAAAUGGCGGUUGGCUGUCAAAACACUUUUUUUUAAUAGUUUCAGUUCAAAAUGAAAGCGAUAAGUGCUAAAAGAAUAUUUGAGGUUACUUUUUUUAAUCACAAAAAUGUCCUUGCUAGCAUUUUUAGCUUGCUAACAAAAUGGCGGUUGACUGUCAAAACACUUUUUUUUAAUAGUUUUACAUGCACAAAACAAUUCUAAAUGAAAGCGAUAAGUGCUAAAAGAAGAUUUAAGGUUACUUUUACUAGGAAUGAUUCAUUUUUUAUUGACUGUUAAUUGACAUUUUUUGGUUAGCAUACAAUAUGGCAAUUGUCUUGUCCAUGUUAUUGAUACACUCUGUGAUUCCAACUGUUUUGUUUGUUUUUUUUUUUUAAUCACAAAAAUGACCUUGCUAGCAUUUUUAGCUUGCUAACAAAAUGGCGGUUGACUGUCAAAAUAUAUUUUUUUAUAGUUUUACAUGCAUAAAACAAUUCUAAAUGAAAGCGAGAAGUGCUAAAAGAACAUUUGAAGUUACUUUUUUUAAUCACAAAAUGUCCUUGCUAGCAUUUUUAGCUUGCUAACAAAAUGGCAGUUGACUGUCAAAACAUUUUUUUUAUAGUUUCACAUGCAUAAAACAAUUCUAAAUGAAAGCGAGAAGUGCGAAAAGAACAUUUGAGGUUACUUUUUUUUAAUCACAAAAUGUCCUUGCUAGCAUUUUUAGCUUGCUAACAAAAUGGCGGUUGACUGUCAAAACAUUUUUUUUUAUAGUUUUACAUGCAUAAAACAAUUCUAAAUGAAAGCGAGAAGUGCUAAAAAAAACCAUUAGCGGUUACUUUUUUUUUAUCACAAAAAUGUCCUUGCUAGCAUUUUUAGCUUGCUAACAAAAUGGCGGUUGACUGUCAAAACAUUUUUUUUAUCGUUUUACAUGCAUAAAACAAUUCAAAAUGAAAGUGAUAAGUGCUAAAAGAACAUUUGAGGUUACUUUUUUUUAAUCACAAAAAUGUCCUUGCUAGCAUUUUUAGCUUGCUAACAAAAUGACGGUUGACUGUCAAAACACUUAUUUUUUUAUAGUUUUACUUGCAUCAAAUAACUCAAAAUGAAAGCGAGAAGUGCUAAAAGGACAUUUGAGGUUACUUUUACUAGGAAUGUUUCAUUUUUUAUUUAUUAUUUUAUUUUAUUAUUAUUUUUUACAGCGUAUGAAUGUCUAUGUUUAGCGUCCUUGUGGCCUGUUGCAUGUGUAUUUACUACUUGCUACCACUAGAGGGUGUUGUAUACUCAAUUGAGAGUUACAGACGUGUACAGACGUGUAGCCGGCUAAAUACACAGUCCUGAUUGGCAAAGGGAAGAAGCCGCCCAUUGUAUUCUGCGUUCUGAUUGGCUGUAGACCAUUGUCAAUCUUCUUGCAGGACCGCCUGUUUCCAGUUACAUGGAUGCUAGCCGCUAGCAAACAUUCACAGCCAAACGGCGCCAGGACAAGCCACGAUUUAGAGGUUCAAAUCUUGUAAGUUGAUCGUUACAUUCAAACAAUAUUUGAACUAUGAGAGUAUUUAAACAAGAGUGGGAAGUAAAAUGUUAAUGGCUAUCUGAGGAAAGAUUAUGGUGAGGCGUUUAAGAGCAUUAAGCAUAAUAUAGUUAUUGUACAAAAAUAUAAUUGGCUAUAUCGCGGAUUCCACAUAUUGUAGGCUAUUUUUGGGAGCAUACCCUGCGAUACAUGAGGGAACAAUGUACGUGGGUCAAUUAUAUCUUUAGUUUUGACUCUGUUUUCAAAUCCAAAGGCACUUUUUCUCAAAUUAAAAUCUGCUCAAACUUUUUUUUAAUACUUAAAAGUGAACGAUAUAUCAAAUUAAAGUUGUAAUUAAUCCCGGACUCGAUAUCACAUCGCGUGUUUGGGAACAUUUCCGUCAAAAAUCACGUCUUCAGUGAAGGUAACGCUAACCUUAAAUGUUAUUUUAGCACUUAUCGCUUUCAUUUAGAAUUGUUUUAUGCAUGUGAAACUAUAAAAAAAAAAUGUUUUGACAGUGAACCGCCAUUUUGUUAGCGAGCUAAAAAUGCUAGCAAGGACAUUUUUGUGAUUAAAAAAAAAGUAACCUCAAAUGUUCUUUUAGCACUUCUCGCUUUCAUUUUGAAUUGUUUUAUGCAUGUGAAACUAAAAAAAAAAGUGUUUUGACAGUCAACCACCAUUUUGUUAGCGAGCUAAAAAUGCUAGCAAGGACAUUUUUGUGAUAAAAAAAAAGUAACCUCAAAUGUUAUUUUAGCACUUCUCGCUUUCAUUUAGAAUUGUUUUAUGCAUGUAAAACUAUUAAAAGAAAGUGUUUUGACAGUCAACCGCCAUUUUGUUAGCAAGCUAAAAAUGCUAGCAAGGACAUUUUGUGAUUAAAAAAAAAAAGUAACCUCAAAUGUUCUUUUAGCACUUCUCGCUUUCAUUUAGAAUUGUUUUAUGCAUGUAAAACUAUAUCAAAAAAGUGUUUUGACAGUCAACCGCCAUUUUGUUAGCAAGCCAAAAAUGCUAGCAAGGACGUUUUUGUGAUUAAAAAAAAAAAAGUAACCUUAAAUGUUCUUUUAGCACUUCUCUCUUUCAUUUAGAAUUGUUUCAUACAUGUAAAACUAUUAAAAAAAAAAGUGUUUUGACAGUCAACCGCCAUUUUGUUAGCAAGCUAAAAAUGCUAGCAAGGACAUUUUUGUGAUUAAAAAAAUUUUUUGCAUUUAGAAUUGUGUUAUGCAUGUACAAUGAUAGUAAUUUUUUGUGUUUACAUUGUUGCAACGCUAUGAAUUGGAUUUAUUGGAAAAAUUAAUUCAGUUAAUCAGACGUUCUGGAACGGAUUAAUGACUCUAUACAAGCUUUCACUGUUCUUUUAAUAGUGUGGAGUGUUAGAAAAGGCUUGAUCGCGUGGUAUAAUUCAAACAGAGAACAAUAGCAACAGUAGGUAUUAAAACCCAACGUUAGUCACCACCGACAGCACAAUAAAUUAGCCUCGUUUUCUGUUCCAGCUAACGACGUAUUGCUAUCCCGUGGGAGUUUCUCGCGCUUUGCAAAGUGUUUAUUAGCACAUACUGUUGUUGUUUACAUGACUGCUUUGAUUUUUUAGACGCAGGCUGUGUUUUUGUUGCUAAAUAUCGAAACAAUAUCAGUAUCGAUGUGGAGAAUUUCCACUCCCCCCAUCUGCAUGCAAUCUGAAGUUUGUUGUGUUAAUUAAUCGAUUAAUCGCUUAGGCCCAACACGGACCAUAUUGGUAGGAACCAAACACAAACACUUAAUGGCUUGGUUCUCAAAGUUAAUGUGUGUGGAAAAUCUUCUUUUCCCUAAAACACAAAGAUAAUACAUCUGCUUUCACGGGUGACUAAGGAAGUAUUCACGUUUAAAUUCAACAAUUGAAUACCAAAAUAGUAAUUUUUGCAGUUCCAAAUGUGCUACUGUACCAUAAUUUAAUUAAACUGUUAUUCUAGCAAGGCUGCAUGGUGGUCUAGUGGUUAGCGCACAGACCUCACAGCUAGGAGAUAGCUAGGGUUCAAUUCCACCCUCGGCCAUCUCUGUGUGGAGUUUGCAUGUUCGUGGGUUUUCUCCGGGUUUCCUCCCACAUUCCAAAAACAUGCUAGGUUAAUUAGCGACUCCAAAUUGUCCAUAGGUAUGAAUGUGAGUGUGAAAGGUUGUUUGUCUAUAUGUGCCCUGUGAUUGGCUGGCCACCAGUCCAGGGUGUACCCCACCUCUCUCGCCUGAAGACAACUGGGAUAGGCUCCAGCAUACCCCCACAAUCCUAGUGAGGAUAAGCGGCAUAGAAACUUACAAGAAGAAAGUUGAAAUAGUUAACAGAACUGGAAAAUCAGCUGUAAUUUUGCAAGAAUAAAGUCAAAAUAUUGAGAGAAAAAAAUUGGCAAUUUGACGAGAAUAAACUUGUAAUAUUAUGAAAAAAAUAAAGUUCUUCAAAGUUGUAAAAUUAUGAAAUAGAUUUGUAAUUUUUUGAAAAUUAGGUUGGGGAAAAAGUUCUAAUAUUAUGUGAAUAAAAUCAUAAUAUUACUAAAAGAAAAUUUUGAAGAAAGUUUAAAUAUUUGGAAAAUUAAAAAAAAAUUAAAAUGUAGGAAUAAAAGCUAUUUAUUAAGUGUGGGUUUUCUCCGGGUACUCCGGUUUCCUCCCACAUUCCAAAAACAUGCUAGGUUAAUUAGCGACUCCAAAUUGUCCAUAGGUAUGAAUGUGAGUGUGAAUGGUUGUUUGUCUAUAUGUGCCCUGUGAUUGGCUGGCCACCAGUCCAGGGUGUACCUCGCCCGAAGACAGCUGGGAUAGGCUCCAGCACUCCCCGCGACCCUCGUGAGGAUAAGCGGUAGAAAAUGGAUGAAUGAAUGAGUUCUCCUAUUUUGUGUGGAAGUGGUAACUUUUUGACUUCUUAUUUUGUCUUUCCCCACCAUCGGCCAUCUCUGUGUGGCGUUUGCAUGUUUUCUCCGGGUACUCCGGUUUCCUCCCACAUUCCAAAAACAUGCUAGGUUAAUUAGUGACUCCAAAUUGUCCAUAGGUAUGCAUGUGAGUAUGAAUGGUUGUUUGUCUAUAUGUACCCCAAUAGGCAACUUCCUCUGCUUCAAACUUGACUUAAAUGAAAAGGUUUGUAAUGAAAUUACGGAUUAGGCCAUGUCGAGAAACCCUGAGCUGGAUUUUUCCUUUAAGCCAACAAAUGUUCUUUGUAGGUGAAGUCAUGUUUUUCAUUCAAAUGUAAAAAAAAAAAAAAAAAACGGAACACGGACAGCCUUUUGGAACGUUACUGUAAUUUUUUUGUCUGUCAUCAUUGUACCUUUUGUACAUAAACGCUAUAGCUGAAAACGAAAUGCAUGAAAAACCGGGAAACGAAGGCCUUGCUUUAGCUCCACAGGAUGUGGGUUCGGUGUAACGAAGUCACAUGUCGCUGUCGCCAAGUUCUCGAGGGGAUGCAUGUCGGGGUGCGACGCUUGACUCUUGUUUCCUGUUUUAGUGACUCUGUUACCUCCCAAGUCUGUAUACUACUACUUCAUGACUUAUCAUAAAAGAAUGUAUUAAUCGUGGCAGUAUCUCCUGGGUCGCCAAAAACGACAAUGCGGGGGGGGGGCGGGUGUCCCCCGUUUUUUUGUCGCCCUGUUACGCGCUUUCUCUUCCUUGCUGUGUAGCACCAAGCACCACCGCAUACAAGCGCGUUGUCUCUUCGGGCUCGUCUGGGAAGAGAUGGCGGUUUGGUACGUGGACUGUUUUUUUUUGUUUUUGUUUUUGUUUUUUUUUUUGUUUUUUUUUUCUUGUACUGUUGCCUAUCAUGUCAAGUGUUUUUAAAAAUUUUUAAUUUUUUUUUGCCUUCAUGGACCUGAAGCUUCUGUGUUCCUGUCAACUGCAUGACCUGAUGCACAUUGAGAAGAUUAGUGUCCCGUGUAAGCUAUCACUAUUUGCUGUAGCUAUGCUCAAGUGACUUUUUUUUUUUAGACAUUUUUUUGUUUUGUUUUUCUUGUACUGUUGCCUAUCAUGUCAAGUGUUUUUUUUUUAUUUUUUAAAAAUGUUUGUUCCUUAUGUUUUUGUGCAAUGUUUAGUCCUCUUGCUGUAGCUAUGCUCAAGUGACUUUUUUUUUAGACAUCAGAUAUGAUUGUUUGAUUUUUUUUUAAUUUUUUGUUUGGUUUGUUUUUCUUGUACUGUUGUCUAUCAUGUCAAGUGUUUUUUUGUUUUUGUUUUUUUUUUUUUGCCUUCAUGGACCUGAAGCUUCUGUGUUCCUGUCAACUGCAUGACCUGAUGCACAUUGAGAAGAUUAGUGUCCCGUGUAAGCUAUCACUCUUUGCUGUAGCUAUGCUCAAGUGACUUUUUUUUUUUAGACAUCAGAUAUGAUUUUUUUUUUUUUUUUUUUGGUUUUUCUUGUACUGUUGUCUAUCAUGUCAAGUGUUUUUUUUUAUUUAUUUUAUUUUAUUUUUUUUGCCUUCAUGGACCUGAAGCUUCUGUGUUCCUGUCAACCGCAUGACCUGAUGCACUUUGAGAAGAUUAGUGUCCCGUGUAAGCUAUCACUAUUUGCUGUAGCUAUGCUCAAGUGACUUUUUUUUUUUUUAGACAUCAGAUAUGAUUGUUUGAUUUUUUUUUAAUUUUUUGUUUGGUUUGUUUUUCUUGUACUGUUGCCUAUCAUGUCAAGUGUUUUUUUUUUAUUUAUUUUUUUUUUGCCUUCAUGGACCUGAAGCUUCUGUGUUCCUGUCAACUGCAUGACCUGAUGCACAUUGAGAAGAUUAGUGUCCCGUGUAAGCUAGCACUAUUUGCUGUAGCUAUGCUCAAGUGACUUUUUUUUUUUUUUUAAGACAUUAGAUAUGAUUUUUUUUUGGUUUGUUUUUCUUGUAUUGUUGCCUAUCAUGUCAAGUGGUUUUUUUUUUAAUUUUUUAAAUUUUUUUUAUUUUUUAAAUAUGUUUGUUCCUUAUAUGUUUUCGUGCAAUGUUUAGUCCUCUAGUUGCUUCGCACUUUAUUUGUGACUUCCCGGCUUUUGAACCGGGACUAAUUUGCCUGAUUUGAAUGCUGACUGUUUUACACCAGAUGUAUACUCCGGAAAUAUUUUCAUGUGAAAGAAAAGAUGAAAUCUCUAUUUUCCUUUUUUGUAAACUAUAUUUAAUUUUUUUUUUUGUUUUUUUUUUGUUUUUUUUGUCUGUGAAGAUUUUAGGGGAUGCAAAAUAUCGAAAGGGCUUACUUUGGUGCAGCUUGUACUCUUGUGUUGCAAAGGAACAUCAUUCCGAAUGUAAUUCUUGUUAGUCGUUUAAACUUCCCUCUGCAUGCGCAAAAAAGAAAUUUGAUUAUGUUGUACGAAAAAAAAUAGUACAGUCGUCCCUUUCCACUUUUUACGCUUUGAAUUCCGUGCUUCGACUCUAUCACAGUUUUAAAUAACUCUAAAAAUUAAUCUUUCAUGGGUGAAUAUGACGUUCAUUAAUCAAAACAUAUGCAUAUUGACGCAAAUGUUAUGUAUUUUUGCUUAAAUUAAGCAUUUUAAAAGCAUAAAAAUGGCUAAAUGAACUAAAAUAUAUAGCAUUCAGAAGAUGCAUUCAAAGACCUUGAUUAAAUGUAGUUUUUUUCAAUGGUCAGAGCUGUCGGUAAUGUUACUGUAAAGCUCGGUAAGACACACAAGAAUCAGACUUUUAUUGCACAGCAGGUACAAUAAAAAAAAAAAAACACGACCGUCACUCACAAAAAGCUGAAACUCAACUCUGAACCCGUGAUGUCAUUUCCUGUCCGCCUCUUUUUAGGAUUUGCUAGGCUAGGGAACACAUUUAUAGCAAGACACACAAAAACACGAGUCUUAAUGGCUUAUUUACUUUUAUUCUGUCGACUAUAUUGGGUAAUACAAGUGUAAAGGUGACUAUAGGGGUGUUAUUUUAUGUUUAGAGGGCUCUAAUAAUGAACGUAUUUAGAUUGUAUCCCUAUGAAAAAAAAUAAAAAUAAGGAAUCAUACAAAAACUCUGGAACCAGUUCACCGUGAUAAACAAAAGGAGUACUGUACUGCAAACCUGUCAACAUUUGUGUUUGAAAAUUACGGGAUAUUCGAUUCCCAACAAAUAGUCGGGAAAGAAAAAGGGCGGAAUACCGGAACUUUGACAGCUAUGCUGUAAACUAACGAUAAAUUUAGCGGAACCUUUCUGCUUUUACGAUGUCACGAGAGCACGCUUUAUAUGAGAAUAACUUUACAAGUGUAAAGGUGACUAUAGGGGUGUUAUUUUAUGUUUAGAGGGCUCUAAUAAACAUGAUGGUAUCCCUAUGAAAAAAUAAAAAUAAGGAAUCAUACAAAAAUUCACCUAUCACGAUCGGGUCUGGAACCAGUUCACCGUGAUAAACAAAAGGAGUACUGUACUGCAAACCUGUCAACAUUCGUGUUUGAAAAUUACGGGAUAUUCGAUUCCCAACCAAUAGUCGGGAAAGAAAAAGGGCGGAAUACCGGCGCUUUGACAGCUAUGCUGCAAACUAACGAUAAAUUUAGCGGAACAUUUCUGCUUCACGAGAGCACGAUUAACACUUUACAAGUGUAAAGGUGACUAUAGGGGUGUUAUUUUAUGUUUAGAGGGCUUUAAUAAUAAACUUAUUUAGAUGGUAUCCCUAUGAAAAAAAAUAAAAAUAAGCAAUCAUACGAAAAUUCACCUAUCACGAUCGGGUCUGGAACCAGUUCACCGUGAUAAACAAAAGGAGUACUGUACUGCAAACCUGUCAACAUUCGUGUUUGAAAAUUACGGGAUAUUCGAUUCCCAACCAAUAGUCGGGAAAGAAAAAGGGCGGAAUACCGGCGCUUUGACAGCUAUGCUGCAAACUAACGAUAAAUUUAGCGGAACAUUUCUGCUUCACGAGAGCACGAUUAACACUUUACAAGUGUAAAGGUGACUAUAGGGGUGUUAUUUUAUGUUUAGAGGGCUCUAAUAAUAAACUUAUUUAGAUGGUAUCCCUAUGAAAAAAAAUAAAAAUAAGCAAUCAUACGAAAAUUCACCUAUCACGAUCGGGUCUGGAACCAGUUCACCGUGAUAAAUAAUCAAAAGCACGCUUUAUAUGAGAAUAACUUUGCUACACAAGAUGCUUUCUGCGGUUGGAUUUGUUCGAAACGGUUUUAUUGUGUCUUAGACAUAGAAGGAAAUGACGAUUAAAUAACGUGCAACACACACAAGUUAGGCAGCUAAUACAACUUUAACCAACAUAAGUAGUAUGGAAAACAUAGUUCAGUCUGGUAACUUGUUAUAUUAUUUUACUUUCCAGGGGGAGAAAGCUUUAUUCUGGCCAUGUAUGAAUUUUUGCAAUAUUUUGAUGCUUGUGGUGAAAAUGUGAUGAUCGCAAAUGCAAACUAAACUAUUUAGCACAGGGGUGUCCAAAGGAUGCAGGGAAACCACAGUCCGAUGUAGGCUACCAAACGUCCUAUUUUUUUUUUUUUGUGUUAUUGGUGACAAAGCAAAUCAGUGUAAUAUCUAAUAACAUAUCUCAUGAAUAAUUAAUUUCAGUUUUUGUUAAGUAAACAAAACAAAAAAAAAACAGUCUGUGUGCUGAAAAUGGCCACUGGGCCACACAUUGGACACCCCAGAUUUAGCACAACAUGCAGUCAUUUUGCUUGAAAAGUUCAUAUAAGGAGGGGUGUCCAAACUUUUGGGCCGUUUAUGGUAAAAUCUAAGAAUACGGGGGGGUCACUUUUUAGAUUUAGCCAACCCAUGGAGAUGCAGCCUGCUAACUAGAUAUACAUAUUAAAAAAAAAAACUUUAUUAGAAUAAUAUUUUGACUUUAUACUUGAUUUUAUUCAUAAUAUUGCAAAAAAAUAGCAGAAAUUAUAGUGAAAAUUAAAUUUUCUCAUCCAUGAUAUGCUCAUAAAACAGCCCACAUCUCAGCUGAAUUUAUUAAAAUAAUAUUUUGACUUUAUACUUGUAAUAUCACACCUUUUUCCCCAACCUAAUUUUCCAAAAAUUACAACAUUAUUCUUGAUUUUAUUCAUAAUAUUGCAGAAAUUAUAGUGAAAAUUUAAUUUUCUCAUAGCAUCAUAUGCUCAUAAAACAGCCCGCAUCUCAGCUGAAUUUAUUCAAAUAAUAUUUUGACUUUAUACUUGUAAUAUCACACCUUUUUCCCCCAACCUAAUUUUCCAAAAAUUACAACUUUAUUCUCAAUUUUAUUCAUAAUAUUGCAAAAAAAAUUGCAGAAAUUAUAGUGAAAAUUAAAUUUUCUCAUAGCAUGAUAUGCUCAAUAAACAGCCCGCAUCUCAGCUGAAUUUAUUCAAAUAAUAUUUUGACUUUAUACUGGUAAUAUCACACCUUUUUCCCCCAACCUAAUUUUCCAAAAAUUACAACUUUAUUCUCAAUUUUAUUCAUAAUAUUGCAAAAAAAAUUGCAGAAAUUAUAGUGAAAAUUAAAUUUUCUCAUAGCAUGAUAUGCUCAAUAAACAGCCCGCAUCUCAGCUGAAUUUAUUCAAAUAAUAUUUUGACUUUAUACUGGUAAUAUCACACCUUUUUCCCCAACCUAAUUUUCCAAAAAUUACAACAUUAUUCUUGAUUUUAUUAAUAAAAUUGCAAAAACUAUUGCACAAAUUGCAUAAAUAAAAAAUAAAUAAAUAUUAUUCUAAUCAAAAUCAAAAACUGCAAUUCAAUUUUUUUUUCAUAGUAUGAUAUUAUACUCAAAAUAUUUUGUCAAAAUUACAAUUUAUUUAUAUGAAUAUUAUGACUUUAAAUUACUGCUCUUAUUUCCCCAUUUUUCUUGUUUAAAUGUGUCAAGAGCUGAUUUUAAAAAAAUAAAAAAACUGGCCACAAAUGGCCCCCGGACCAAACUUUGGACACCCCCUGAUAUAGUGAAACCGGUCUCAGACUGAAGAAAACAGCCGAGUGUGUUCUCCGAGUGUGUUAAUUAGUGAAAAUUAAAUAGUUUCUCAUAGCAUGAUAUGCUCAUAAAACAGCCCGCAUCUCAGCUGAAUUUAUUCAAAUAAUAUUUUGACUUUAUACUUGUAAUAUCACACCUUUUUCCCCAACCUAAUUUUCCAAAAAUUACAACUUUAUUCUCAAUUUUAUUCAUAAUAUUGCAAAAAAAUGGCAGAAAUUAUAGUGAAAAUAAAAUUUCUCAUAGCAUAUGUUCAUAAAACAGCCCGCAUCUCAGCUGAAUUUAUUCAAAUAAUAUUUUGACUUUAUAUUUGUAAUAUCACACCUUUUUCCCCAAACCUAAUUUUCCAAAAAUUACAUUAUUCUUGAUUUUAUUAAUAAUAUUGCAAAGACUAUUGCACAAAAAUAUUAUUUGAAUAAAUUCAAAUCAAAAACUGCAAUUCAUUUUUUUUCUCAUAGUAUGAUAUUAUACUCAGAAAAUAUUUUGUCAAAAUUAUAAUUUAUUUAUAUGAAUAUUAUGACUUUAAAUUACUGCUCUUAUUUCCCCAUUUUUCUUGUUUAAAUGUGUCAAGAGCUGAUUAAAAAAAAAAAAAAAUGGCCACAAACGGCCCCCGGACCAAACUUUGGACACCCCCUGAUAUAGUGAAACUGGUCUCAGACUGAAGAAAACAGCCGAGUGUGAUCUCAAGAUGUAUUGUUUCAGGUCUGAAUUCAAAGCUCCCUUUAAUUACACACGUUUUUUUUUUUUAUCAAGAACUGUACAGUUCAUUGAAAAGUGGACGAGGCGUCAGAAAACACAACGUUUAAGUUCCUCUUCAAGCUUAUAGUGAGAAUAGCAUUUUAUCACUGUUGUCCUGUAAGUCGUAGUGAAAGAUCUGUAGGUAUUUAUUUGAUGCCAUGUGAUUCUCCUAAUGUGACCGUUUAUAAAACUGAAAGAAAAAUGUCAAUUAAAUCUGAAUGUGGAUGACA